Coccinella septempunctata (seven-spotted ladybird) is the source of this 3560-nucleotide messenger RNA. RefSeq lists its product as uncharacterized. The record is from RefSeq and is a predicted model, not a curated record. Bases 99 to 3410 code for a protein of 1103 amino acids. Lineage: Eukaryota; Metazoa; Arthropoda; Insecta; Coleoptera; Coccinellidae. Gene Ontology annotation, molecular function: monooxygenase activity; oxidoreductase activity, acting on paired donors, with incorporation or reduction of molecular oxygen; heme binding. The transcript has 12 exons.
CCGUGUUCGAUUCUCAUCAGUGUAGUUCGAAACAAAUUCAAAGAACCACAAUUUGGAUAUAUGUUCGUGUGUUUUGUUGAUAUUUGUUUCGUGAUGUAAUGGGGGGACUGACCGUUUUUUUAGCUUUUAUAAUGAUCCAAAUAUGCCAAGUCGCUCACAUACUGGUGAAGGAGCUCCUUCCACACCUGACUUUGAUUUUAUUUCUUUCUUCUUUGAUAUUUUUUUCCAUUUUGGUCCACCUUCGUUUCACUUACUGGACUAGAAGAGGGGUGAAACAGAAAUGUACGUGGCCUUUCAGGGAUGAUAUGAGUAGAAAAAUCAUCGAAAAAAGACCAUUCGGUGAUAUGUUGAUGGAUAUUUACAAUAGGUUUUCUGGUACAAGAUAUGUGGGUUUUUAUCAGUUCCAUAAGCCAAUACUAAUGUUGAAGGAUCCAGAUCUGAUUAAAUUUGUAUGCGCGAAAAGUAACCUUUUUUUCCAGGAUCACACAAACCUAGUACCACGAGGCUGUGAUCCUCUAUGGAACAAGACAAUUUUUGCCCUCAAAGGUCAAAGAUGGCUUAGGGCUCGUUCCCACUUAACCCCCUUCUUCCUCGACGGACGAAUGCGGAAUUUAUACGAGGUGACUAGAUCCUACGCCUACGACUUAACCAACUCACUGGUGCCCAUCCAGAGUAGUACUUUAGAGGCCAAUUUCAAAGAACUGUUCGCGGAAUGCGCCACUGAAGUUGUGGCUCGAACAGUUUACGACCUGCAGAAUAAGUCGUUCAAAAAUGUCAGCAGCAUGUUUUACUCCAAGCUGAGGGACGCCAGUGAAAAUUACGGGACCUGGAAUCUGAUCAAAGUACUGCUGGUUCAGACGUUUCCCUGCACUGGGAAGUUGCUGAAAGCGCGUAUCUUCAGUGAAGAUCUGAGCGUAUUCUUCAGCCAGAUAACAGAUAAAAUAAUCCGCCACAGAGAAGAGUUCGGUAUUGAAAGGCCAGAUUUGAUCUCCCUCCUUACGAAUAUAAGGACUAAAGAGAAUGACAGUUACGCCAUGAGGACUAUAAUGAAACACGAUCCUGGAGCUGACAUCUCCAAGGAAUUGAUCGAACGAGACAUGUUAGAAGCUGGUAUCGAUCUAACUGAGGAAACUAUAGUUGCCACAGCUAUGACAUUCUUCUAUUUCGGGUACGACAUCAUCUCAACCGUCUUGUGCUUCUUGUUUUAUGAACUGGCCAAAAAUCCUUCCAUCCAGAAAAGACUGAUUAAGGAUUUGGAUAACUUGAGGGCCAAGCACAGAGUGCUUCCUUUCAAUGACUUGUUCAUGCUGCCCUACCUCAGCAUGGUGAUAUCAGAAACUUUGAGGAAGUGGCCCCCUAUUUACUUCACUGAGAGACGCUGCAACAGAUCCUUCACCUUCACGAAGCAGUCACCUAACGAAAAAAACGUCCACCUUUCUGUCGGAGACAACGUUUGGAUACCCAUAUGGGCGAUUCACCGAGAUCCAAAGUACUGGUGGAACCCAGAGGUUUUCGAUCCUGAUAGGUUCAUACCACAAACUCAAAACACCAUACUCCAUCACACCUUCAUACCCUUCGGUUCUGGUCCAAGAGGUUGCCUAGCUUCUAAAUUCACCAUAAUGCAGAUCAAAAUAAUCGUGAGCGAAAUUUUGACGAUCUUCGAGGUGGUUCCGGUCAAAAACACACCCCAACACGUAGUUCUGGAUCAUAAUACUUUCAAUCUGUCCCCCAAAGAUGGUAUCUGGUUGGGGCUCAAGAAGAGAUUCAUUGCUAUUCUGCAGUUGAAUGUUAAUGACAUCAACAUUACAGUACAAUGCACCAUGACAUUGAUCUAUGAUUUUGUGUACUACUAUUGGAAAGACAUGGAUUCAACAGUUGUGACAGUUUCAGUCCUUUUGUCCGGUUUUGUACUUUAUAUUUGGCAUUAUAGUUACUGGACAAGAAGGAAUGUGAGACAAAGAUUGCCAUUUCCAAUAUUCGGAGAUAAUUUUCGUCAUUUCUUUCGACUCAGCCCCUAUCAUGAAGUAUUAACUUCCCUUUACAAUAGUAAAGGUUUUAAAAGGUAUGUGGGGUUUUAUCAGUACUUAAGACCAGGCUUGAUGAUCAGAUGUCCUGAACUGAUUAAAAGGAUUUGUAUAAGGGACCAGCAUUUCUUUCAUGAUCGCAUAUCUUUCUUACCGAAAUCUGCAGAUGAAUUAUGGAACAAGAAUUUAUUCGCUCUUCAAGCAUUUUCAGGGGAAGAAUGGAGAGAAAUGCGCGACACACUCAGCCCGUCUUUCACCGGCAACAAAAUGAGGACAAUAUUUGGUCUGGUCGAAAAAUAUUCGGAAAAAUUCUGCGGGUUUCUGAACGCCAUAGAGGAAGACUUAAUCGAGGUGGAGCUCAAAGACCUGUUCACCAGGUUCACCACAGACGUCAUAGCCACAGUUGCCUUCGGUCUAAACAUAGAUUCUUUGAACGAUCCCGAAAAUGAAUUUUACGUGACAGUGAACAAGGCGAUGAGGAGCACCAACUACUGGAAAAAUUUCAAGUUGCAGAUGACUUUAAUAUUUCCAAUAUUUGGACGUAUUUUGGGAGCGAAUAUCUUCGACGAUGAGGUCAGUGAUUUCUUCAGGGAUGCCAUCAAGAAGGCCAUCGAAUAUCGGCAAGAAUCAAAGAUCGAGAGACCGGACAUGCUUCAGCUUCUCAUGCGAGCGCACGAGCCAGAUCCUGAGGAUGAUGAAUCCACAAUUCGUAGAAAACUCAAACUCGACCACGAUGAUAUAACGUCUCAAGCACUCGUAUUUUUCUUGGGCGGAUUCGAAACUGCGUCUAACGCUAUGUGUUUCAUGGCGUACGAGUUAGCCACCAACGAAAAGAUCCAGACCAAACUCAUUGAGGAGAUAGAUGCCUACAAGGAGGAGUUUGGUCUCUUAACCUACGAUGGUCUCCAGAGGAUGCCUUAUUUGGAUAUGGUAGUAUCUGAAACACUCAGGAAAUGGCCCCCGCUGUUGAACAUGGACAGGAUGUGCGUUCGUCCAUACACGAUCGAAGCGUUGAUGCCAUGGGAACGUCCUGUCGAGAUCGAAAGGCACACCCUUAUCUGGAUACCAGUCUGGUGCAUUCACCGCGACCCAAAUCUUUGGGAAAAUCCAGAAGUCUUCGACCCCGAAAGGUUCUCCAAGGAAAACAAGCGUAAUAUCUACAAAGGAACAUAUAUUCCCUUCGGCAUGGGCCCAAGAAGCUGUCUGGGGGCUAGAUUCGCCCAGAUGGAGAUAAAAGUGUUAUUCUACGAACUCUUGAGGAGAUUCAGGAUUGUUCCACUUAAGAAAAGCGAGAUUCCUUUCGUUCCUCUGUCGCACAGUUUUAGCCUGGCGAGCGCUAAAGGCUUCCAGUUUGGCCUCGAGAAGAGGCACUACGCCGAAGAAUGAAGCCCGUGAUAGAAGAAGGUUUUAUGUUUAUUUUAACCUGAGAAUGUGUCACUGAAGGUUUCAUAACUGAUAUAACUAUAUUUCCUUGACGGAAUAAUCAUAUCACGUGAUGAAAAACCAAAGUUCUUAUUGAAUAAACCAUUAAACAUA